AUGCUGAGAUACGCCACUCCCCUCCUCUUCUCUUGUCGCAUCCCACCUUCCAUCAAAACACUCGCUCCACUUCCCAGCCCCUCUUUUUUACCAAUUCCCGAUCCCAAACGCCCGCCACCUGUUUGUAGAUAUUCCUCUUCCACCUGCAAUUACGUACACCUCCCCUUCUGCCGCCGCCGCUGCCACUACUGCGACUUCCCCAUCCUCGCCCUCGGCUCCUCCGCCGCCAACGCCGCCGCCGGCGACGACGACGACGACGACCCGCGUAUAGCUAACUACGUGCGCCUCCUCCUCCGGGAGAUCGAGGCCACGCCCAAGCCCGGAUCCGGCGACGAACCACCUCUCCAAACGGUGUUCUUCGGCGGGGGCACGCCGUCGCUCGUGCCCCCGCGCCUCGCCGCCGCCGUGCUCGGCGCCCUGCGCGCCCGGUUCGGCGUCGCCGCGCGCGCCGAGGUGUCGAUGGAGAUGGACCCGGGCACGUUCGACGGGGGGAGGCUGAGGGAGUUCGUGGAGCUCGUGGGCGUGAACAGGGUGUCGCUCGGGGUGCAGGCGUUCCAGGAGGAGCUGCUGCGCGCGUGCGGGCGCGCGCACGGGGCGGCCGAGGUGCGGGAGGCCAUCGGGAUCGUGCGGCGGUGCGAGGGGCUGGAGAAUUGGAGCAUGGAUCUGAUAUCGUCGCUGCCGCACCAGACGGCGGAGAUGUGGGCGGAGAGCUUGCGGUGCGCCGUCGACGCGCGGCCGACGCAUGUCUCGGUUUAUGAUCUGCAGGUGGAGAAGGGGACAAAGUUUGGGCAACUAUACACUCCGGGAGAGUUUCCUCUUCCGACAGAAAGCCAGUCGGCGAACUUCUACAAGAUGGCUUCUGAGAUGCUCACAGCAGCAGGUUACAGCCACUAUGAGAUCAGCAGCUACUGCAUGGAGGGAUAUGAGUGCAAGCACAACCUCACAUACUGGCAGAACAAACCUUUCUACGGGUUCGGCCUCGGAUCAGCGAGCUACAUCAACGGCGCCAGGUUUUCGAGACCGCGAAGAAUAAAAGAGUAUGCAGAGUGGGUCCAAAAGCUGGAAGAAGGGGCGGUGAAUCAUGAGACUAGCAAUGUCGAAGUGAAGGACUUGGCCAUGGAUGCUGUGAUGCUUUCUCUCAGAACAGCAAGAGGACUGGAUCUGCAAAGCUUUCGGAGAUCCUUCGGGGAGGGCUUGGCAUUCUCCUUGUGCAAAGCUUUCAGGCCUUUUGUGGAGAAUGGGCUUGUGGUCGCCAUGGACGAAGAGCGAGGGACUAUCCCGCCCCGAGAUUUUAUUAAGUUGCAGAUAAGUUCAGACGAUGAACUAGAGGACAUAAGUUCAGACGAUGAACUAGAGGACAGAGUCGCGUUCAUUCGAUUGAGCGAUCCGGACGGCUUCUUGCUGUCCAAUGAGUUGAUUUCAAUUGCAUUUGGGGUUAUAUCCCCAUAACAUCAAUUUGUUAUUUUCUUCCACAAUUCUCAGCAAAUAAGUUCUACAAUAAUAUUCAAAUUCAGUGCUGUUGCUGUGCAAUUGAAUACAGUUCUAAAAAAUAGAGAAAGCGAAGUUCUACAUUAUAGUUGAA
Molecule: messenger RNA, 1582 nt
Organism: Ananas comosus (pineapple)
Lineage: Eukaryota; Viridiplantae; Streptophyta; Magnoliopsida; Poales; Bromeliaceae
Product: oxygen-independent coproporphyrinogen-III oxidase-like protein sll1917
Exons: 2
Coding region: 1-1449 (482 amino acids)
Biological process (GO): porphyrin-containing compound biosynthetic process
Cellular component (GO): cytoplasm
Molecular function (GO): coproporphyrinogen oxidase activity; 4 iron, 4 sulfur cluster binding
Source: RefSeq, a predicted model, not a curated record